Molecule: messenger RNA, 449 nt
Organism: Clonostachys rhizophaga
Lineage: Eukaryota; Fungi; Ascomycota; Sordariomycetes; Hypocreales; Bionectriaceae
Source: the annotation of a GenBank genome assembly
ACGAUCAAGAUCUUCAUUUAAAUUCGUUGGACUACAUGCAAAGCGUGCAAAAUUUCAUCGUGGACGAAGGAACUACAUUUACCAAGCAUUUCGCGACCGUUUCCAAUUGUUGUCCCAGUCGCGCAUCCUUGCUUCGAGGCCAGCACGGCUACAACACCAAUAUUACUCAUGUGCGAAACCCAGGGUAUGAGAUCUCAAAUAUUAAAACACCUAAUCCCAGACUGACCACAAUCUCUAGGGGAAAUUAUCAGAAAUGGCGUUCGAUGGGCGAGGAUAACAAUUAUCUUCCCAUCUGGUUACAAAAUGCUGGAUAUCGGACCGAGUAUAUUGGCAAAUUUAUAAAUGGUUACAGCAAGGCUCUAUAUCAAUAUAGCUCCAAGGGUUGGGACCAUGUCGAUGCUUUGGUGAGCCUACGAUCAAGAUCCACAAUGUCCAAGCUUGUGAAAGAU